GUGUGCGCCUCUCCUACCCCUCCUAUCGCGCACCGGAGGGCGGAAGUGACGUCGGCUUUCCCGCUUUGCUCCGCUUCCAUCUCGGUCGCGAGCUUGCGACCACUCGAGUCUGGCUCCCACGGCUACCCGAGGCGGAAGAUGGCGGAUGGAGUGGAUCACAUAGACAUUUACGCGGAUGUGGGCGAAGAGUUUAACCAGGAAGCAGAAUAUGGUGCACAUGAUCAGAUUGAACUUUAUGAGGAUGUUAUCUCUCCCUCUGCAAAUAAUGGAGAUGCACCUGAAGACAGGGACUACAUGGAUAAUCUUGCAGCGUCUGUUUCAGAUGAUGUGGUGAAAGGAUCAUCUUCAAAUUCAGCAUUUUCUUAUACUGGAAAAAGAAUAGCACUGUACAUAGGAAAUUUGACAUGGUGGACAACAGAUGAAGACUUGACAGAUGCUGUUCACUCUCUGGGUGUCAAUGAUAUUUUGGAAAUUAAAUUCUAUGAGAAUCGUGCUAAUGGCCAGUCAAAAGGGUUUGCAUUAAUAUGUGUUGGAUCAGAAUCUUCCUCGAAGAAACUCAUGGAUUUGUUGCCUAAAAGAGAGCUACAUGGGCAGAAUCCUGCUGUAACGCCUUGCAACAAGCAGUUCCUUUCUCAAUUUGAAUCUCAGUCACGAAAAACUACACAGGCUGGCCAAAUGUCUGGAGAAGGAAAAGCCGGGCCGCCUGGUAUCAAUGCUCGGUUACCAUUUCCGCCGGGUGGCAGAGGCAGGGGCCGGUUCCCGACCUCAGGUCCUGGUGGUGACAGAUUUCCUGGACCUUCUGGACCCGGAGGGCCUCCUCCACCUUUUGCGGGUAUGACUCCUCCAAGACCACCCAUGUGUCCACCUGGCCCACCAGGACCCCCUGGUCCUCCUCCAGGGCAGCCAAUUCCUCCGCCGUUAGCAGGACCACCAAAUCGUGGUGAACGCCCACCUCCCCCAGUUUUAUUUCCUGGACAGCCAUAUGGUCAACCACCGUUAGUUCCCCUGCCACCUGGCCCCCCUCCUCCUGUAUAUGGUCCUCCACCUGGCCCCCCUCCUCCACAGCCAGGUCCACCUCCUCUUCCUGGUCCAUUUCCUCCUCGCCCCCCAGGACCUCCAAUGGCUCUUGGGCCACCUCCACAUUUGCCAGGCCCACCUCCUGGAGGUCCCCCACCAGCUCCACAUGUAAAUCCGAACUUCUUUCCUCCACCUGGUAAUGCUGGUAUGCCUGCUUCAGAUAGCCGUGGCCCACCACCAUCGGAUCCAUAUGGUCGGCCACCUCCAUACGACCGGGGAGAUGUGAGAACACCUUUAAGUGAAGCAGAAUUUGAGGAAAUCAUGAACCGCAACAGGGCAAUUUCCAGCAGUGCAAUUUCCAGAGCAGUUUCUGAUGCCAGUGCUGGUGAUUAUGGAAGUGCUAUUGAAACGUUGGUGACAGCUAUUUCUUUAAUUAAACAGUCCAAAGUGUCAGCUGAUGAUCGUUGCAAAGUACUCAUCAGCUCUCUGCAGGAUUGUCUUCAUGGAAUUGAAUCAAAGUCUUAUGGUUCAGGGUCUAGACGUGAGCGUUCAAGAGAAAGGGACCACAGUAGGUCACGAGAAAAAAGCAGGCGUCACAAAUCUCGCAGCCGAGAUCGCCAUGAUGACUAUUACCGGGAAAGAAGUCGUGAACGUGAGAGGCAUCGUGAUCGGGAACGGGAUCGUGACAGGGAAAGAGACCGAGAGAGAGAGUAUCGUCACCGCUAAGCAGCUGACAGAAGAGGAACAUCUUUAAAGAUCACAUGUUCACCUAAUGGAAAAGAAGAUACUUGGCCAUCAGUUUGCUUCAUAUGAUUCAACAGCUCAAAGUUACGGAUAAAAAUGAGCAGAUCUAGAUGUGAAUAAAGCAAUUCUGCAAACAUGGUAACCAGUAGAUCUACUUUUAUUUUUUAUGUUGCUUAAAUGUUUUAUUUGAAGGAAACCUGUGUGACAUAAACCUUAUUAGUUCUUGCAAUUUGGGUUUAUACAUUAUAUUUACAAUUUAUAAUGUACAAGCAGUUGGAAAGUUCAGCUCAUUCUUGUUUUUAUAGUUGUUUGUUCCUGUUAAAAUGUUCUAAAAAUGUCUGUAAAUACCACCUCAAUUACAGUAGAUAUAGUAUUGUAAUAAACUGUUUAAUGGGGCUGAUGUGUAAAGCUGUUCAAGUUAUUUGCUGUUUACACCUCAGGGAAAAGCUUGCUAUGACAGUAUAUUCUUUCUUUUUACAAAACAGAUUUUAUUCCACAAACAUUGAAGUCUUUAGAGAUGCAUUAUUUGCUGCAAUAGCAUAGUUUUCCGUCUCAUUUAUUUAUUUUUGCGAGAUCAACACACCAUUUUUAAACAUUU
Molecule: messenger RNA, 2359 nt
Organism: Nanorana parkeri
Lineage: Eukaryota; Metazoa; Chordata; Amphibia; Anura; Dicroglossidae
Gene: CPSF6
Product: cleavage and polyadenylation specific factor 6
Biological process (GO): mRNA alternative polyadenylation
Cellular component (GO): mRNA cleavage and polyadenylation specificity factor complex
Molecular function (GO): mRNA binding
Source: RefSeq, a predicted model, not a curated record